GACUCUUUGUCGGUUUGUAUCCUGCUUACGUUCUCUCUUAUUAAUAUAAGUCACCUUCUUCCAAAAAAAGCAACGGGCUUCUCAGUUUUAAUCAACCGACAACCGCAGAGUUGCAAACCGCUUUGGCAAGUCUAAGAAGAUUUGCAGUCCCUCACCUUACCACUCGUCCAUAAGGAGAUAACACAGUUUUUAAGAAAGGUGGGCCCCAUCCCGUUUGACCAUGCAACACGGAGGGUGCUCUUCUCAUCAAAACAAUGGUCAAGGCUCUCACACAGCAAUGCAAGUUGGAGUUCAGCCCCUCUCCAAGCCAUCAGACUCGGGACUGUCGGCCAUCACUGAAGGCAAGCAUGGAGCGGCCAUGAAACCCAUUCGGGCCAGCCGUGGCCCCAGACCACGUAUGCAUGUGGGGAAAGUUACCGGACAGCAGGCUGAGAUUCUCCCAGAGGUAGCCCCAACUAAGCGGGUCACCGUUUUCGAGGGCCGACCCCUCAAUGUUCCGGACAGAGCGCGCACCCAACCCGUGGACGUGUCAGAUUCUGAUGAUGACUCUGGCGCUUGGGAGGACCCGAAUUCUUGGUGGGACCUCGACAAUAGCGGGAUAGUGAACCUCCCCCCUUGCGUCCAAGACGAGGACCUUGCCGUGGCACGUAGUCUGAUCGGUGCCGAGUGUUCAUCGAAAAUCCCGGAGGCUACUGAAGUACUGAGUGAUCCCCCGGUCCCUUAUUUUGGGGUCCAUAUCCGCUCUCUGGAGUUAGGGAUGGUUGUGCCUCUGCAUCCUUUUCUGGUUCGAUUUCUUCACUUCCUGGGUGUGGCACCGGGCCAACUGGCUCCGGCGGCUCACAUGUUCGUGGCAGCUUUCGUGGCGCGGUGCGAGGACGUGGGCAUCACUCCCACAAUCGAUUUGUUUUUUAGCUGCUUCCAGUGGCGCGCCUCCAGCUUUUUUGCCUCAGUCUCCCAGAGGCCGGUGAGCAAGCUAUUCCGGUCGGGUUACCCUGACUCAGGUAGCCGAUGGAAGAAGAGGUGGAUCUGGGUGUCUGACCCUACCCUUCCAUCACCUCCUUUCCAGUGGGGUGAGCGGCUCCGGAAGUGUGAUCGGGUCGCCCUUUCCCCUGACCUCAAGUCAUCCAUCGAGGUGUUGUCCGCAGGCGGCCCCCGCUCCAUCAGCUCAUACUUAGAUGUGCCCGAUAGGCCUGAGAAACAUAUCGUCGGUGCCGAAUCCGAUGAUGAUGACGAAGAAGCCCAGCCAUUCAUCGCUCGUGUAGCUCCCACGGCCACCAAGGAAAAAGAGCAUGGAGCUCCCCCAAACCGUGUAGCACAGAUUCCGAGGAGGGUGAGGGUUACCUUUGGGCCUCAGCCUGUCGCACCAGCGAAGAAGAAGCAGAAGAGGGAUAUUGUCGACUUACUGGUCGAAUUGGAUGAGUCUGAUGACGAGGAGGUGGGGCCUCAUGUAGCCGCCGCUCCUGUGCUCCCCCAGGUCGCUGCGGGGAAAGGGCACGGAGCCCCCCCGUGCCGAGAGGGGCAUGUUUUGGAGGGGGCGACUGUCACCCCGGAAUUCCAAUCCACCGGGCAGGUGCAUGAAGAUGCUGGUGAGAGGAUGGCUGAGCGGGUUAGCUGCGACACUCAGCACACAGUUGCUUACACAUUCCCAUCUCCGAGUGCCUCGAUCCUGCACGAGGGCUUCCCGGUUGUGGACUAUGCUUCAGCGAUCUUGCCGCCGGGUGACCUCGCACGUAUGACCUCCCAGGGGUUUCAACCCCUCUUGGAGGGUUCCAUUCGGACCCAUGUUGAUGGACUUGCUAAGACCGUUGGGGCACUUUGGGCAGCCAACCAUUCUCAAGCAAUGCUCCAGCGUGAGGUUGAUGAAAUUAGAGCCGCCCUACAGGCUAGGGAGAAAGCCUUCUCCGAGUUACAACUUUUGCAUGCAAGAGAGCGUGAAGAAGUGGCCAAGAAGGCGAUUCUCGAGUUCAAGGCCUCCGACGAAUUCCAGAAAACCAUAUCUGACAGAGUGGAAGCGAAGGAAUCUGACUUAGUAAAUAAGUGGCUGAAGACUGACGAGGGGGAGUACUGGCACGCUCGUGAAGUUCUGUACGCCUUUCAGAGUGGCAAGUACCUGACACAGCAGAAAUUGUAUGAUCAGUUGGAGGGUCUCGGCCCUGACUUCUAUCCAUCCGUGCUAGGUCUUCCUGCCCGCAUGAAGAAACCUGAGGCUGCAAUAGCCCUCUUGCCCCCAGGAGUCUACCGCCAGGAGGAGGAGUCCGGUAACUCGAACGAAUGGUGCUGGUUCUUUCCAAGACCUUCGGAGGACAUGGUCCCCCUUGCAUCCGGUCAGCAGGAGGGAGCUCAAGAGUCCGGCCAAGACUUGGUUGCCAUGUUAGAUGAGAUUCCCGGGGCCAAUGGUGAUGGGCAUGUCCUGCCAUGACUUUGUAUUUUGCAUUUUCCUUGUCUUCCACUUGUACACGUGUUUUGACUGAAUGUUUAAUUAAUUCACACAUUUCUUUUCAUAUACUUUGCGUUGCGAAUACUUAAGCAAUUUAAUCGGGGAUCCGGCUUCUCUAACUUCCCAGGGGGCGAUUAGGCUGGCGUGGCCAAGCCUAUCCACGCCCCUCCUGGUCAGAUAGAAGUGAUCUGUUCGCUGUUGAUAUGGAAUCAACAAGUAUGCGACUUGUUCGGCCAGCAAGGUCGGACAUUGAACUUACAAGGAGGACACUUAGGUCGGCACCCCGACGUUCGUGACCCUGGGGGUCAGUCCUACUAUCGCCUUGACCCGUCCAGUUCGCCCGGACUUGGGGAGUAAUCUGGUUACUCCCGCGGGUUUAGCCAAACAACAGGGGCGGACCCUGCAUGAUCCACCAGAACGGACCCGCACUGCCAACUCGGAGAUGGCGAGAGUGCGAGCUGCUUGGCCAGCGAUGUCGGGUUGCGAG
Molecule: messenger RNA, 2924 nt
Organism: Cuscuta epithymum
Lineage: Eukaryota; Viridiplantae; Streptophyta; Magnoliopsida; Solanales; Convolvulaceae
Source: the annotation of a GenBank genome assembly